This is a messenger RNA of Glycine soja, 2696 nucleotides long. Its product is annotated as two-component response regulator ARR12-like. The record is from RefSeq and is a predicted model, not a curated record. Gene Ontology annotation, biological process: cytokinin-activated signaling pathway; phosphorelay signal transduction system. The transcript has 6 exons. Bases 316 to 2409 code for a protein of 697 amino acids. NCBI's taxonomy places the organism in Eukaryota, Viridiplantae, Streptophyta, Magnoliopsida, Fabales, Fabaceae. Gene Ontology annotation, molecular function: DNA binding; DNA-binding transcription factor activity.
UGGAAAAAGUGAAGGACAAAUAACAGAGCAGAGAGAGAGAUUUCACUAAAAUACUAAAAGAUUUUAUGGUUUUGUUUUGCUGGCUUCAAAUCCAUCACUGUCCAUUCUGUACAGGCUUCGUGACCUUGUUCCAGUUCUACAUUUUUUUUUCUUCUCCCUUUAUCUCUUGCCCUUUUUGUUGUUGGUGAAAGAGAAGCCUUGAGAACAAAUUUCCCGUUUUCAAAAUUGGAGCUUUUGGGUCUCUGAGGUUUGAUCUCUGCACAAGAACCUUGUUUUCUCAUCUGGGUGUGUUGCUUUUGCCUCUGCUGGCUCGACAUGGCUGUGGAAAAACAAAGGGAAGAUGAGGGCUGUGACCGUUUUCCUGUGGGUAUGCGUGUUCUUGCUGUGGAUGACGACCCAAUUUGCCUGAAGGUGUUAGAGAAUCUCCUUCGCAAAUGCCAGUAUCAUGUUACUACAACUAAUCAGGCAGUUGAAGCGCUGAAAAUGUUGAGGGAAAACAGAAAUAAGUUUGAUCUUGUUAUAAGCGAUGUGAAUAUGCCUGACAUUGAUGGAUUUAAGCUCCUUGAGUUGGUGGGACUUGAAAUGGACCUACCUGUCAUCAUGUUGUCAGCACAUGGUGAUACAAAGCUGGUGAUGAAGGGUGUCACACAUGGUGCAUGUGACUAUUUGCUGAAACCUGUUCGAAUUGAAGAGCUGAAGAACAUAUGGCAACAUGUAGUUCGAAGAAAGAAUUUUGACAGCAGGGAUCAGAACAAGGCUUCCAAUGAGGAGAAGGCUCCCAAUAUUGCUGGGGAAGGUAGUCAAGGCCUACGAUCAGAAAACAGUGCUGACCAGAAUAAAAGGCUUGGUAAAAAAAGGAAGGACCAAAGUGAGGAGGAAGAAGAAGAUGGGGAAGAGAAUGGAGAUGAUGAGGACCCCUCAGCACAGAAGAAACCUCGUGUAGUUUGGUCUGUUGAGCUGCAUAGAAAAUUUGUUGCUGCAGUUAAUCAACUGGGCCUAGAUAAGGCUGUUCCUAAGAAAAUACUUGACCUGAUGAAUGUUGAAGGGCUUACAAGGGAAAAUGUUGCAAGCCAUCUACAGAAAUAUAGACUCUAUCUGAAAAAGGCAGCCCAGCAAGCUAACAUGGUUGCUGCAUUGGGUGGUAGUGAUUCUUACCUACGUAUGGGUUCAAUAGAUGGAUAUGGAGAUUUUUGCACCUCGUCUGGGUCUGGAAGGAUCACAAACACUACUUUACCAUCAUAUGCAUCUACGGGAAUUUUCAGUAGGCUGAAUUCUCCAGCUGCCUUGAACAUGAGAGCAAUUAGUUCUUCUGCGCUUAUCCGGCCUGUUCAGUCUCAAAACAUCAACUGCUCCUUAAACACACUUGGAAACAUUCAGCCAUCUGUUUUUCCUGCAAAUCAUAGCUCAAGUUUAUUACAGGGAAUUCCGACAUCAAUUGAGCUUAACCAAUCUAAGCAAAGCAACUGUACAACUGGAAUAUCACAGUUAAGUCAAGUUGAUUCAAGUGGAUUUGCAGUGGCCUCUGGGUUCCCAGACAGUAGGGCUACUGUUAAUGGUCCAAACAAUUCUCUACCGUGUGUCUCAAAUAAUCAUAUAAUGUUACAAGGAAAUCCACAACAAAUGCAUGGCCCAGGAGCAUUUAGAAAUCAGUCUUCUGUUAGAGCGGCUUCUUUGUGUGCAGAAUCUUUUGACGCGGGCUUAUGUAGUUCUUCUAAUUUGUUAGAUUAUAAUCGGUGCAAUGAAAACUGGCAGAAUGCCACUCAAUUGUCUAAAUUUCCUGCCCACUCCUUGCCACUUUGUGAGGCUUUCAGCAAUGACCAACUGCCUCCCACUAGAAUUAAUGUUUCCAACUCAAGAACUCAUAUUGUCAACAGUCCAGUUGAUUUUUCUUCUAGAAUGGGAAUUUCUGUUCCUUUGGAGGACACCAGAAAUGAGCUGGCAUGCCAAGAGGGCUUGAUUGGGAAUAUUGUAAAGCCUUCAAGUUACACACCACAACAAAGGUGGGAAGAACAUAAACUGGAUUAUAACCAAAACGUGGGUCAUUCCUUUAAUCCUGUAAAUUCACAUGCUUCUUCCAGUGGAGUGAAAAGUUCUAUGGGGCAUGGUUUAAACCAAAAUAAUACAAUUUGUAGCAAUAGAGUUGAUGCAUCUUUGGUUGGCCAACUAAAUGGAGCAUCCCCAUCAAUCAGCAGGUGCACUGAAGUUGAGAAAUUCUCUUCAGACAUUCGACUGAAGCCAAAUGAAGCCUACAUUUUGGAGCAAAUGAAGUCCCAAGAUGGAUUUAUGCAGAAUACUUUUGGGACCUUGGAUGACAUAAUGGGUGCAAUGGUCAAAAGGGAGCAAAAUGAGUUGACAUUGUUGGAUGGAGAAAUGGGAUUUGAUGCCUACCCUGUUGGAUCAUGCAACUGAUUUCUUCUUAUUCAGCAAGAAUCCACGAGCAUUAAAAUCGUGGAACUUGCUCCUGUCCCCGGAGCCGAGUGAUUGUGUAGUAGUUUCUUUGAUGUACAAUUAUUAUUAUGUUCUGCUACUAAAUUUACUUUAUUGGCCAACAUUUUGUUGUUAUACUUAUGGACUUUUGUUAGCCAUCUGAUCCGUUCCAUCUCUUUUUUUUUUCAAUCUUGUAGUGUAUCCCCAUAAAAAAAUUUCUGUCUAUGGUUUAGAUAAAAUAAUUGUAAUAUGAAUGCUUCUUGGUGCUC